AUGACAACCAUUACACCAAAAUCUUUAACAAACGAGGGCUUGAAAACUGCAUUUCUUUUUAACGAGUUCAUUGAAAACAGUGAGUAUGAGUACAAAAGUGCAGAUGAUGAUAAUAUUUUUGAUAAUGAGACUACAAGUUAUGUAUCUAGAAGCUUUGAUAGAAACAGUAAUCAUGAUUCUGACAAUAUUGAUACCUUUACUUUGAAUAAAGUGAGCUUUGAGAAUGUGAGAAUUUUUGCUGAAAAUAACGAGAUUCCUUAUGACACUUUUUGGAAGGAUGAUGAUGGUCUCGAAAAUAAUUUUAUAUUUUCAACAGAAUUAGAAUCAACAUCAACUAUUACACAUGAUGAAAGUAUUAUUUUAGAAGACUCACACUUUGUUAUUAGUAGAAAUACUGUACAAUCAUUAUCAUCUUGUGUUAUUCUGGAUAUUAUAAAUAGUCAAUUUCAACAAUGCUGUGCUGUAACAUUAAACCAACAACCUUUAACACAACUUAUUGGUACAUGGGAAAUUGAUAAAAAAACAUUUGAAAAUGCAAAAAGUAAUAAUCAACUCUACAACUUGGGAGUGUGUUCAUUACACUUCUCCUAUGAUGCUGCCAAACUUCAUUUGUCACAAGCUAAGAAAGAAUAUCGUGGAAAAACUACUGGAAGUAAAAAAAAUCGUAGUUUUUCUUGUGAAGAAAAGCAUAUAAAUAAUAAUACUGAAGCUCUUAAAAUAUUUGGAAAUUGGAUCUUACAAAUUGCUACUACAGAUAAUGAAGAAACAAAAAGAGAAUUAUUAGCCUAUUCUGAUAAUGAUGAUGUGAUAAAACCCUUAUUCAAUGAGUUCCAAUUUACUAAUAACUUAUUAAAUAUUUAUGAAAAUAUUUUUGUCAAACUUCUAGAAAAUAAAUUAAGUAAUUGGGAUGUUGAAGACGUAUUGAAAGAGAUUAAAAAAAAUAUAUCAUCUGGAUGUAAAGUAACACCUCCAAAUGUAGUUAUUUUGAAGUCCAGAGACAAUCCUAAUUGUGAUGCAAAUGUGCAUCAAGCUUGUGCAAUGUAUUUUGAUGAUGUCAGAUUAGAAAAUACUAAUCAUAUUGAUCAUACAUCAAAGGAUAUGUGUAGUGCUCUAAUCACAAUUUUUUCAGGUUAUGGUAUUUUUAGUUUAGCUGCUAGAUUAGGUGUACUUUAUCUUAAUAAGUUAGAAAAAGUUGUUAAUUAUUCUGCAACUUGUAAGGGAGCCUAUUGGUUAGGUUAUAAAGUUGGAAUUAGAAAAGGCAAUUUCGAUAUGCAAUUUAGAAAUCUUGCUGCUUUUUCAUCUCUUUUUCUCGUGACGAGAAAAAGUAAUUAUGCAAGAUCUGUUACUUAUUUUCUAUCUUAUGUUGAGCAAGUUUUUGAGUUUCAAAGACUACUUAGACAAGUAUGUUUAGUAAACAUUAUAUGUGAAGAUCAUUUUAUAGAGUUUGAUGAAGCGUUGGAAAGAAAGAGAAAGAUAGAGUUACUAAUUUCUGAAUAUAUUAGUAAUAAACUUUAUAUUAAAAAGAAAAGAACUAUAAAAUCUAGAAAAGAUUCUCUUUGGAAACUUAUAUCCGAUUUAGUAGAUGCAUUUUCUCAGCCUGAUUUAUCUUCACAUGAACUUUUUUUACAUAUUAAAGAAAUUAAUGAAGCUGGUUUUUAG
Molecule: messenger RNA, 1659 nt
Organism: Cetraspora pellucida
Lineage: Eukaryota; Fungi; Glomeromycota; Glomeromycetes; Diversisporales; Gigasporaceae
Source: the annotation of a GenBank genome assembly